This is a messenger RNA of Cylas formicarius (sweet potato weevil), 729 nucleotides long. RefSeq lists its product as uncharacterized. The coding region runs from base 229 to 729 and encodes 166 amino acids. The record is from RefSeq and is a predicted model, not a curated record. The transcript has 3 exons. NCBI's taxonomy places the organism in Eukaryota, Metazoa, Arthropoda, Insecta, Coleoptera, Brentidae.
UACCGUUUUUUACGCGUUCCUGAAGAGUCUCGAAUAGUUACGCGGCGGUUCAUUUAAAAUUUCGCGGUAUCGCCUGAUACGCGGAGGAGCGUCAAAUUCGCUGUCAUUAAAACUGAUACCAAAGAAAAACUUUACAUUAUUUUGCAUGUAACUAUGUGUUAGUCGUAGCCGUUUGAAAUUUAUUCGGUGCGUGUGACGAAUUGUUUAAAGAAAUUUUUGGUGGCUACAAUGUUCGCGGUCGUGUUGGUGGUUUUUGUACUUUUUUGCAAGACGCGGAAAAACGGGGAGUGGUUGAGAAUUAUGGGUCUUGGAAUUUGUGCCGUUGGCGGUUCAGAAGUAGAGGGCAAAUACGAAAAUGAACCCGCUUCGAGCAUCUAUGAAGUGGAAGCCGUGCUCGGGGGCAUUGCGAAGCUGCCAUGCGAUAUCGACCCAUCGGUUGCAGGAGAUAAAAUGCACAUCGUAGUUUGGUUCAAGGAAAAAGAUAAUGGACGAACUCCCAUUUACACGAUCGACGCAAGGGAGAAACCGCUGGAACAAGGCAAACGGUGGGUCGCGGAAAAUUAUCUGGGAAUCGAAAGGGCAUUCUUUAGGGUUCAGGAUCAUCCGGCGAAACUGACGCUGGACAACGUAAAUGACAGCGAUGCUGGCGUUUAUUAUUGCCGGGUCGAUUUCAGACAGACGCCAACCAGGAAUGUCAAGGUUAUCCUAAAUAUAAUUGGUACGUGGUAG